CUCUCUUUUCCUUCGUGUCCGUGGGAUUUUGGAAGCUGCCGCCUCGGGGCCGGGCGCUGCGCCCGCUUUCUCUUCCUCUUUCCGUUGGAUUUGGGAAAGUUUCAAUGUUAUUGAGGGGGGAAAAAGAAAGCGUUUUGAAGACAAAAAGAAUCACCCGAGUGCAGCCAGCUGUGCAAACACAGGGCCGUGGGUCCAACAUGAAGGAAAAACGAAGUUCCGCCAAGAGUUAAACUUUAACCCUGCCCAUUUAUCCAUAUUUUAUGUGUAUUUCAUAUGAGAUUUCCCCUGUGCUCUUUCCCCAGCCCAGCAACUGCCUUUCCUGCUGUUGACAGCCCAGCUUGCUAAGAGGCAAACAGCAGCUCUGCUCCUGAGCUCCACUCACCUUCAGUCCUUGUCCCUGCAGGCACUGAGCCACGAUGGGUUUUGCUGAGGACAAAGUGUACAACCACAUCUUGAAGAACAUGAGCAGGUUCUGUGACAUCCACGUGGCGUCGCUGGUCGAUUCCCUGAGCUGCCUCACCGAUGCUGACAGGGAUGAGCUUCACACCCGGCAGGAGAUGCGGGGGAUCCGUGCCACUGUGUACAAAUUUUACCAGCACCUGAAGUGCCGAAAGGGCUGGGUGAUGGACCUGAUCAACGCACUGCACCAGAACAAUGCAGGGCACCUGGCUGAGGAGCUGCAGCGGGUUUAUGACCUCUACCAAGCCCCUCCUUCAGGUGCCUUGGCUCCUCCAAGUGCUUCAGCUUCUGCUGCCUGGCCUGCUGUUUCCUCCGACGGUGCCCUGAAGCCAUUCUCAGGGCCAAGCUCUGCUGCAGAAGCCCCAAAGGCUGAGCCACCACGCUCCAACCCAUCUGCUGGUGGCCAUCCACCUCUCUCACCUGCUGCUGCCACCACUGCGACCUCAGCUGUGAGCUCGGAUGUUUCCAGCACAGAACUCGAUGCCAGGGCACCGGUGCAGGAAUCGCACCCAGAAGGAAAGAGUCCCCAGCCUCCGCUGAUGACGAACACGGUCUGUGAUGGCAAAGAGAAACCUGUCCCAUACCCCACCAAAGAGCUUCAAGAGGCAGUGGAGACCCCUGGGGCAUCCAGCACAGUUUUACCAUCUGUGUCCCCUGAGCAAACCAGGAACGAGCCCCAAGAAGACGUCUACAUUUCCAGCGAGUUGCCUGUGAGGUUGGUGGAGACCGCUGGCGGUGGGGGACUGCAGCCCCCAGCCUCUCUGAGGACACAGGAGCAACGAGCUGUGCGCAGUUCCAAGCACGACGGGCCCCCGAGCAGCUUUCUGGAUGUGCACAACCCCUUGCUUAUACAACAGCAGUUUGAUGUAGAGCAAAAGCAGAUUGAGAGAGAGCGUGAAGGAGGUGGAGAUGUUUGGAAGGAAACAGCCACCUCAGUCUCAACCUCUGCACCCAGAGAUAUUUCCCCAUUCUGUGACACCUCCUUGAAGCCUCCUGUACGAGAGAGAACGCUGCCUGGGGAGGAAGCAGCCAGCAGCACCCCCUCCAUGCCACAGAAGGAGCAAGUGCUCUCUGCCUCAGUGGCCUCCCUCUCAGCUAUGAAUGCUGCAGGAAGCUUUGAAGGCGCAGCUGGGAAGACCCCCUCACGAGUGAGCUCUGCUGCCAGCAUCUGGGCAUCUCAUGAUAAUGAGGAGGAAGACGUGGAGCUCAGCAAGCCAGGUGCCCUCCAGUCUGUAGUAGGAGAGAGCCCAAAAAAGGCAGCUGCCAGAUACCUGGGCAGCCCCAGUUCCAACACAUCCAGUCACCCUGGCUUGAGCAGCGACCCGCUCAUGGUGAGCGCAGACAGCUUGAGGCCUGGAGAAGCACAGUCCAGAGCCAACUCAGGGCGCUGGUCUGCAACUCCAGCAGUUCAUGCAGACCCUGGGGGAGAAAAGGCAGCUGGAGUGAGCCCUUAUCCACCUCUGAGCUGGGCCAGCCCUUCUGUGGGCACCCACGAGGUCCAUGUGGAACAUCACCUCAGUGCCCUGCUGGAAGCAGGCAAUGAUGUCCGAGAUGGAGCAGUCCCCUCUGAAGGCUCUCCUGACUCAAACAAGGGAAGUAAUGCUGCAACCAACUCAUCUCAGGUCAAAGUCCCCACAUCAGGGGACAGCAAUGGGCCGUCCCUGCUGUACAUCCUCCCAGCUGUUGGCAUUGCACUGAUUUCAGUGUUUCUGGUGUACACACGAUUGCAGAAAUAGCAGCAGAGAGAAGAUGAGAUGCCACGGCUACCAAAGGGAGAUUCCUCUUCGUAGCAGGAAGUUGGCCAGCAUGUUUGAAGCCCGAAGAACAGUUAGAGGGACUGUAGGGGCUUUGUUAAAUCUCUUCCCAGAAAGUUUCCUGGAAGAGGCCUUGGUUGUGUGAUGCUGUUGGGUUUUGGUCUGAUUCCCAACCGCCUUCCUGUCUGUGCUGCCUUCUUUUUCACCCACAAUGAGGGUGUCUCUCAGGAGGGGAUCCCUCGAGGCCAAAAUCAGAGCCUUCCUGGUCAUUCUCAUCUUCACAUUUGGUUCUGGAUGGCCCCUCUCCUGCCAAGAAAUGUUCCUGUGAUGAGGAUGUGCCAGGCUGGACUGUGUGCAAGCUGUCCCCUCUCCCAGGAGCCCUCAUCCUGCUUCAGUGCUUUCCUUUGGAGUAUCGUGCCCUGCACCUGUGGGUCAGAAAUGGCACAGGAUCCAGGACUUCGACACACAGCACUGACACCCCUGGGGAUGGAGCAGUGGAGCCAGAAGGAGUUGUGUAUGCCCUUGUGCAGCUUUCUCAUGGAUCAAUCUCACUUC
Messenger RNA from Centrocercus urophasianus (Greater sage-grouse), 2768 nucleotides. RefSeq names its product mitochondrial antiviral signaling protein (gene MAVS). The coding region runs from base 417 to 2195 and encodes 592 amino acids. Lineage: Eukaryota; Metazoa; Chordata; Aves; Galliformes; Phasianidae. The record is from RefSeq and is a predicted model, not a curated record. The transcript has 7 exons.